AUGAUCAAGGCUCUCCCCGCUGUCCGUUCCGACACAAAAGAUCAUGGUAGCGGUAUUUCACGAUGCUGGCGAGGACUUGAAGAAGCAGUUCCUGGUCGACGCAUCGGCAAAGACCGCACUGGUAUGCUUGGUGCCGAAUCAAGUCCAGUCGAAGGCCCGACUUCUGGUCAGUUUGGAAUAAUUGUGUACAAGAAGACAACCAUGGGCCCCUACACAUACCCGAACCUGAUGCAGUUUCCUUCUGCAAGUUCUUGCUCAAUAUCCACAUCCUCAGAUACCAGGUUCACAAGUGAGGAGGUUGACGUGUCAUCACUGGAUCUAACGUCUGCCCAGUCGCUUGUGCCCUACGUAACCAAGGAGAACCUCGGUGACCUUUGCGGCGGUAGAAGAUUUGUGUGA
Molecule: messenger RNA, 399 nt
Organism: Peronospora matthiolae
Lineage: Eukaryota; Oomycota; Peronosporomycetes; Peronosporales; Peronosporaceae
Source: the annotation of a GenBank genome assembly